Entamoeba dispar SAW760 is the source of this 3237-nucleotide messenger RNA. RefSeq lists its product as uncharacterized. Gene Ontology annotation, molecular function: protein binding. The transcript has a single exon. The record is from RefSeq and is a predicted model, not a curated record. NCBI's taxonomy places the organism in Eukaryota, Evosea, Mastigamoebida, Endamoebidae. Bases 1 to 3237 code for a protein of 1078 amino acids.
AUGAAUGAAGAAAGUAUGAUAUCUCACAUUCUAUAUCGACAUGAACAAUUUAUAAGAACACACUUGAAAGAAUACUUAAAAGAAUCUGAUGAAGAGAAACAAAGAAAAUAUCAAAUAGCUGCAGCAAGUCAAGGGUGUUUACCAUUAAUUAUGGAGUUUGUUGAAACAAAUUCAAGUCUUGUAAACUCAGAGUUAUUGGGGGUUGCUAUCUAUAACCAACAAAUCAAUGUUGUAGAAUUUUUAUUAAAUAAGAUGAAUGAACUAAAACAAGUACCACUUGGUCUAUCAUUCACCAGUUUAUUCAAUAUUAAACAUUACCCUUUUAGUACAAUUCUUCAAGAAGAAAAGAUUCCAUCACUUUGGAUACAUCAAGAAAAUAACAAGAAUAGUAUAUCAAUUGAAGAAAAACAUUCUAGUAAUUCUAUUAAUUCAAAUACAUCUAAAAUAAUUAACGAUAAGAAUAAAAUAAAUCAAGAAGAUAUAACAAAUUUUGAAAACAAACAAAAAGAGUUAUUAACAAACUCAAAAGGUAUUGAACAAAAUAAUCUUUUGUUUAUUGGAGGAACAAUCAUUAAUACAUCUUCUACAUCUCAAGAAAUUUAUACAUCAAUUCCUAUUCCAGUUCAGACAAAAUAUAUUGAUAUAACUUCUUCUUAUCGUUCAAAAUUUACAAUCAAUAUUUAUAUUGGAUCUUUAGAAAUAAAAUGGGUAAAUAAUGUCUUAUUUACUCCAACAGAACUACAUUCUCUUCCUAUACAAUCAAAUAUUCCUCAAAGAUUCAUAUUUACUAGAAAUCAUAUUCAAAUUCAAAGAAUAAUAAUUCCUUAUCCACCUGAUACAAUAACAAUCACAUUAUCUAUUAAUUUAGAACCAUAUUCUUUUAUUAUUCUUUCAGAUAAUUCGAUUCCUCCAUGUAUAGAAUCAAAUUAUCUUCCUUUCAUUGAUUUUGAUUAUCCACCAUUACUUGCACCAUUUCUACCACCACCAUUACCAACACAUCUUUCAAUUUUAGUUUAUUCUCUGGCAUUAACACCAAAUGAAGAGUUAGUAAAAUGUGUUAUAAAUUCAAUGAAUUCAGAAUGUUUAUUCCAACAAACAACAUAUGCAAAACAUCAUGCAUUGAGAAUGGCUGCUUUUUUUCAUGAACCAAUCACAUUUUUUGCAUUAUUACCUUAUGCAGAAGAGUUAGAAUGUUCAAUAUUCAGAUCUCUUGUUUGCACACCAUUUAGUAAGUCACAUCGUAAAAUAUUAUUAACAUUACCAAUCAAAGAAUUUCCAAGAGAAAUUAUUGGUGGUAUUGAUGAUAUUGUUGGAUUUAAUAAUGCAUUAGAAAUGUAUCCAUUUGCAAAUCAUAUUAUUGAUUAUAUUAAAAUAAUCAAAACAGCUUUAACAACAAAAUCUUUUUAUGUUUUGGAAAUAUUACGUUCAAAAGAUAUAGUUGGAAUAGAUGAAAACUUCUCUAAAGAAAUUUUAGAUUCUUUACUUCUUUCUGAUUCUCCUGCAGAAGAAUAUAUUAUAAAAAUGAUUCCUACUCCAUUAACUUAUUAUUCUGCAUAUAUUACAAAAUACACUAAUCCUAAAAUGUUAAAAUUUAUUUUAGAAAAUGGAGGAAGAGUUGAACAAUUAAAUGGAUGGAAUAUUGAAAGUGAUAAAGUUGCAAUUAAUUUUAAUACUUCUAUUAUUAAUAGAAAAAUAAAUGGUAAUUAUCCAUUACAUGAUGCAGUUAAACAAAAAAAUACUAUUUUUAUAAAUUGGUUAUUACAACAUGGUUGUAAUGCUACAUUAUUAGAUGAACAAGGAAAAAGAGCUAUUGAUUAUACUUCAGAAGGGACUGUAUAUUACAAAUUAUUAAUAAAUAAAUGUAAACAAAUAAAAUUAGAUAAACCUCAAACAAUAUUUAUUGAAGGAAAGAAAGAACAAAUGACAAUUACAAAUAAAAAUGUUAUUAUUGUUUCAAAAACUGGAAAAAAUACUACUAAUAUAAAUGUUGUUGGUAUAAAACAAUUUGAAUUAAAACAUUCAUUUAAUGAUGUAUAUUCAAUACCAUAUAAUGAAUGUAUUAUAUUAAGAAAUAAUAAUCAUAUAUAUAUUAUUAAUAUAGAUACAAAAGAAGAAAAAGAAAUUGAAUAUAAUAAUAGUUUAUUAUGGAAUCAUCCAAUUGCAAUUCAAAAUGAUUCAAUUUAUGUUGUUUUACCAUCAUUAAAGAAUAAAAAAUAUCAAACAUUAUGGUAUUCUUCUUUAAAAACACCAUCUAAAAUUAAACCAUUAUGUUUUAAUGAAUAUUCUAUUGAUUAUAUUUUAAGUCAAAAAAAUUGUAUUUUUUGUAUUAACAUUUUAGAACAAGGUAUUAAAGAGAAACCAUGUUGGAUAACACAACACUUUAAGAAUCAACUUAAUAUAAUUGUUAUUUAUUUAAAUAAAAUUCAUAAUAUUUUAAUUCAAGUAUGUGAUGAAGCACAAGAAUGGAAUCAAACUACAAUCCAACAAAUAUCUCUUAAUAAUUUUAUUAUUUUCUGUUUUGUUAAUGAACCAUCAAUAAAACAACCACAUUUUGCAAUUGAUUUAAUUUCAAAACGUCUCUUUGCUCUUCCUUUAGAAUUUCAAUCAUUACCAUCAUCAACAAUAAUUCAUAAUAAUAAAGCAUUUUCAUUAUUUCCAUCUCAACUUUUAAUUCAAAAUAUAGAACCAAUUUUAUUUCAUCCUAUACAAAGAUUUAUUUCAAAAUUGAUUACAUUUCAUCCAGAUAUUACUUUAACAAAUGGAAUAGAUAAAUUAAAAUGUCAUUCUUUUAUUCUUCAAAUAAGAAUUCCUUCUCUUUUUAAUCAUAUUAAAAAUAAUAUUAUUUAUAUUAAUUCAACUACUGAUGAACUUUUAACAUUAAAAUUAUUUUUAUAUACUGGAGAUCCUUGUUAUCCAAUUCAAGAUCUUAUUGUUGUUGAUAGACUUUCACUCUUUUAUUCUAUAAUUUCUAAAAUAAACUUUCAAUUUCAUUCUUCUAUUCAAAUAGUUCUUGGAUUUAAUAGUUUUAUUCAUGACUUCUCUCAAAUAUCAUAUAAUGAUCUUGAAGUAUAUAUUACACCAAACACUAAUAUUCAUAUCAAUUCUAUAUGGUUUUCAUUUGUCUUUCCACAAAUUAAUCCAAAGAAUUAUAUUACAGAUCCAUUUAUAAUUAAAAUAAUAAACCAUAUAUAUGACUUAAAUGAUCCAAUAUGGUUAGAAUAUCUUUGUGUUUAUUAA